Molecule: messenger RNA, 1210 nt
Organism: Paramecium pentaurelia
Lineage: Eukaryota; Ciliophora; Oligohymenophorea; Peniculida; Parameciidae
Source: the annotation of a GenBank genome assembly
AUGCAAGACAUUCGCUAAAUGAGAUAAAAAUACGAAUCAAUAAAAUAAUCAAAUCCAAACACUCCUAAGAAAUGUCUCACUCCUACGAUAUCUGCAUAAUAUAUCAAAAAUAGUCCAGGAUUAUAGAUGACUCCUCCAUCAAAUCCAAGACUUAAAAAAAUAUGCAAUAAUUGUUUAAAUCAAUCACUUAUGAAAUAAAAAGAACAUAGAGUUUAAUAACAACGAUAAGAGGAUUAAGUAAAUAUAUUUUUAUAGAUUUAUUAGAAAUUGUUCUAAUAAGUCAAAUAAUCAAUAGAUUAAGAAAAUUAAUAUAGAGAUUAGUUGGCUGAUAAAAAUAGAAGAAAAUUCUUAACUUAUCAUAAAAUUAAUGGUGAUUUAAUUCAAUUACAUUAAUAAAGAGUUAAAACUGAAUAAUAAAAUGAAUAAGUAGAAGUAGCUAACUUUUUUAAAUAGUUAGAGAAAGAUGAUAAACUAAGAAAAAUAAAGUAAAUAGAAAAAAAAGAAUAAUUACAAUAAUAUUAUUUAAGAGAUCUUAAAAAUUAAAUUUAAUUUAAAGAAGAAGAAAAAAGUUAGUAGAAAUUAUAAAACAACAAAUCUGAUAUAAUAGAGUCUCAAUAUUGGACAUAAUUAGAGAAUGAAUAAAUACAUAAUCAAUAAAUUAAAGCCUAAUAAUAAAGAUAAAUGAUAAACUAUUGGUAAUAUACAUUAGGGGAAAAAUAAAAAUUGAAAUAAUAAUAAUAAGAAAUUAAUAAAAUAGAAUAAGAAUAACUUAAAUAUUUAUAAAAAAGUAAUGAUAAAAUGAUUUAAGCUACUGAAUUAGCAAAAAAGUAAUAGAUAGAAUAAUUCAAAUAAGAUAUUUAAUAUUAAGUUAAAAUUAAUGAAUAAAAAAGAAAAAAUGAGGAAAUCAAAAAAUAAUAGGAGUAUUAUAAUAUGAUUUAGUAAAAAUAAUAAGAAGAAUAAAUUGAAAAAUAAAAAUAAUUGGAUAAAUCAAUUGAAAAGUUAACUUUAAUAAAGGAUAUAGAGUAGUAGAUUAAUUUUAAAGUAAAUUAUUCUUGUUAUGUAGUAAAAAGUUUAGAAAGAUGAAAAGGAAAGAGAAUUGAGUGAAAAUGAAAAGAAAUUAUUGAUUUAGGAAACUCCUAUAAAAUUAGUCUGCUGUGAUGAAUGCAAACAUAAUUGUCCAUCAAAAGUUAUUACUAAUAUAUUAUAAUGA